CCGGCCCCCGGAUCCGCCGCGGGGCUCAGGCGCGGGCCAGGGUCGCCGGUUCGAGCCUUCUGCCCGCGCGGGGCUGGGAGCUGGGGAGCGGGGGUCGCGCCGUCCGGGCCGCAGCCCCGCGCCCUCCGCUCUGUUUCUACACCCCUGCGCGGAGACUUGUAACUAGUUAAUUAAUUCAACAAACGGACCCUUCUGCGUAUCAGAAACUGCAAGGAGUUGCUAGCCCAGUGGGGCAGGCGGACUGGAAGACCAGGAAAGGCCAGGCCCCGGGCAGUGUGGAACCCGUUUGAGGGUGGGGGUCGUGGUUGGGCUUCUCUGAGCCUAAUCUGGAACCACAGUGGAUUGGAAUUUCUUCUGAAAGGGUGAGUCUUCUUGUGGGCAGGGACUGUGUGUUACAUCUGGGUCCUCAGCACCUGGCACUGUCCUCGCACCUGUGUUGGAAGGAAAGACAGAAACAGAGAAGAGGUCUGGGCCAGAAUCUUGAACUGACAGACUAUUAGACCCAGAGACACUGCCCUCUGUGACCAUGAAGCUCUGGGUAUGCAUGUUGCUGGUGGCCUGGUUUGGUGUCCUGGGCUGUGUGCAGGCUGAAUUCUUUACUUCUAUUGGGCACAUGACAGACCUGAUUUAUGCAGAGAAGGACCUGGUGCUGUCCCUGAAGGAGUACAUCUUGGUGGAGGAAGCCAAGCUCUCCAAGAUUAAGAGCUGGGCCAACAAAAUGGAAGCCCUGACCAGCAAGUCAGCUGCUGACCCUGAAGGCUACCUGUCCCACCCUGUGAAUGCCUAUAAACUGGUGAAGCGGCUAAACACAGACUGGCCUGCGCUGGAGGACCUUGUCCUGCAGAACUCAGCUGCAGGCUUUAUUGCCAACCUGUCAGUGCAGCGACAGUUCUUUCCCACUGAUGAAGAUGAAACAGGAGCCGCCAAGGCCUUGAUGAGACUUCAGGACACGUACAAACUGGACCCAGACACAAUUUCCAAAGGGGAGCUUCCAGGAACCAAGUACCAGGCAGUGCUGAGUGUGGACGACUGCUUUGGGAUGGGCCGCUCGGCCUACAAUGAAGGAGACUAUUACCACACAGUGCUGUGGAUGGAACAGGUGCUGAAGCAGCUCGAUGCAGGGGAGGAGGCCACCACAUCCAAGGCCCAGGUGCUGGACUAUCUGAGCUAUGCCGUCUUCCAGUUGGGUGACCUGCACCGUGCCCUGGAGCUCACCCGCCGACUGCUCUCCCUUGACCCGAGCCAUGAACGAGCUGGAGGGAAUCUGCGCUACUUUGAACGGUUGUUGGAGGAAGAAAGAGAAAAGAUGUUAUUGAAUCACACAGAAGCUGAGCUAGCACCCCAGGAAGGCAUAUAUGAGAGGCCUGUGGACUACCUGCCCGAGAGGGAUAUCUACGAGAGCCUCUGUCGUGGGGAGGGUGUCAAACUGACACCCCGAAGGCAGAAGAGGCUGUUCUGUAGGUACCACCAUGGCAACGGGACACCACAGCUGCUCAUCGCCCCUUUCAAAGAGGAGGAUGAGUGGGACAGUCCACACAUCGUCAGGUACUACGAUGUCAUGUCUGACGAGGAAAUCGAGAGGAUCAAGGAAAUUGCAAAACCCAAACUUGCACGAGCCACUGUUCGUGAUCCCAAGACAGGUGUUCUCACUGUUGCCAGCUACAGAGUUUCCAAAAGCUCCUGGCUGGAGGAGGAUGACGACCCUGUUGUGGCUCGGGUGAAUCUUCGGAUGCAGCACAUCACAGGCCUAACAGUAAAGACUGCAGAAUUGUUGCAGGUUGCUAAUUAUGGAAUGGGAGGACAGUAUGAGCCACACUUUGACUUCUCUAGGAAGGAUGAGCAAGAUGCUUUCAAGCGUUUAGGGACGGGGAAUCGUGUGGCCACGUUCUUAAACUACAUGAGUGAUGUGGAAGCUGGUGGUGCCACUGUCUUUCCUGAUCUGGGGGCUGCACUUUGGCCUAAGAAGGGCACGGCUGUAUUCUGGUACAACCUCCUGCGGAGUGGGGAAGGUGACUACCGAACAAGACAUGCUGCCUGCCCCGUGCUUGUGGGCUGCAAGUGGGUCUCCAAUAAGUGGUUCCAUGAACGAGGACAGGAGUUCUUGAGGCCAUGUGGAUCAACAGAAGUUGACUGACAUCCUUUUCUGCCCUUCACCUCCCUGGCCCCACAGCCCAUGUUGUCUUCAAGUUCAACGUGACAGACCCCCUCUACUUUCCAGCCCUUGUCAGGCGGGUCUUUGGAGGCGUGAAUGUUUGUCUGGAGCAGAGAAGGUCCUGGGGAAGGUCCUGGGUGACUUGGGUGACCUGGGUCCCAGCCUCACCAGUCAGCUAUCUCUGGCCGCAAGGGUAGGGUAGGUAGAGUCAGGUGGUCUAGCACCUAGCAAGGUGCUUUUGUACCUCAGAUGCUUUAGGUGUGAGAUGUUUCAGUGAACCAAAGUUCUGAUACCUUGUUUACAUGCUUGUUUUUAUGGAAUUUCUAUUAAUGUGGCUUUAACCAAAAAAUAAAAUGUCCCUGCCAGAAGCCUUAAA
Molecule: messenger RNA, 2528 nt
Organism: Eubalaena glacialis (North Atlantic right whale)
Lineage: Eukaryota; Metazoa; Chordata; Mammalia; Artiodactyla; Balaenidae
Gene: P4HA2
Product: prolyl 4-hydroxylase subunit alpha 2
Exons: 18
Coding region: 527-2134 (535 amino acids)
Biological process (GO): peptidyl-proline hydroxylation to 4-hydroxy-L-proline
Cellular component (GO): endoplasmic reticulum
Molecular function (GO): iron ion binding; protein binding; procollagen-proline 4-dioxygenase activity
Source: RefSeq, a predicted model, not a curated record